This is a messenger RNA of Dalotia coriaria, 2038 nucleotides long. Its product is annotated as modular serine protease-like. The record is from RefSeq and is a predicted model, not a curated record. Bases 120 to 1472 code for a protein of 450 amino acids. The transcript has 8 exons. Gene Ontology annotation, molecular function: protein binding. Lineage: Eukaryota; Metazoa; Arthropoda; Insecta; Coleoptera; Staphylinidae. Gene Ontology annotation, cellular component: plasma membrane.
UUUGGCGGAUGUUAUGAAUGCGCGUCGUAGUGGCAAUUCCCAAAUAAGAAUAAUACCAGUCAGUCAUCAGUCUCUCCUCAUUCAGAGUAUAUGUUUCGGUAGUUAAACACCAAUGUAAAAUGGACAUAAACCUAUGGAUUACGAUCAUUCUGUGUAAUUUUUUAGCAAUUAUAGACUGUUAUCGUUUAAAACAUCCCAGAACCCAAAUAACGCCAAAGAUAUCAAUAUCCUCUUGCAGGAAUGACCAACAUGAAUGUGGGCCUUCCUCAUGUAUAUCAGAAAAUCAAAUUUGUGAUGGUAAACGUGAUUGUGCAGAUGGUUCAGAUGAAGUUGGAUGUGCGUAUUUUCCAUGUCCAACAUUUGCAUUCGUAUGUACAUACGGUGCUUGUAUAAGUCCAGAUUUGGUCUGUGACGGAUUUCAAGACUGUUCAGACAAUUCAGAUGAGAUUGAUCAGCGUUGUGGAGUAUCUCCACCUACAAACUGCAGUCGAUUGCAGUUUAGUUGCAAGUCGGGCGAAUGCAUCGAUGAUGCGAAUCUCUGCGAUGGCAAGUUGGAUUGCCCAGAUGGUUCAGACGAAACCGUCCAGGUUUGUUCACUACUAAGAUGUCCAGAAUAUGCAUUCCGGUGCGAUUAUGGCGCAUGCAUAAACAAAGACUUGGUGUGCAACGGCAAAAGUGAAUGUACGGACGGUUCGGAUGAAAUUUUCUGUGCUCCACGAAUGAAACCGAAGGUAUCAAAAUGCAGUUUUAAGCAAUUCCACUGCGAAUCUGGUGAGUGCAUCGAUGAUUUUGACUUGUGUGACGGUAAACCUGAUUGCAAGGAUGCUUCUGAUGAAAACAGCAGGACUUGUUCCAUUAUAAACUGCCCGAAAUAUGCAUUUCAGUGUGCAUAUGGUGGUUGCAUAAACACAAAUUUAGUAUGUAAUGGACAUAGUGACUGUAACGACGGAUCAGACGAAGCCAAUUGUUCCAAUGAACAGCCCGUCGUUCCGACGACAAUUGCACCUUCAGCAAACUUGCCAAUCAACCCAACUUCGCCAGAAUUAAAAGACACAUGUAUAAUUCCAUUUGAUUUCCCCAAUGGACGAAUAAUUCACGACAGCAUGGAUGUGCUCAGCUAUCCGUACGAACAUUUUGCGAAAAAAUACAGCAAAAUUAAAUUCCAGUGCAAAUCUGGGUAUUAUUUGCACCCGCCUGACGCCACUUCAAUUUGUAUGAAUGGCUGGUCUUCUUUUCCUGCUUGUUUAAGUACGUGCAUGUCAGUAAUUCGAACACAAUCAAUGCUCGUGAGAUGCACUCUGGAUAAUACGGUUGUGUCUUGCGCAAAUCCAAGGCAGGGAACCAUUGCAACAAUGACCUGCGCUCCAGGCUACACGAAACACCCUUCCAGCGAAAGUCACACUCGUGUUUGUCAUGAUGGGUCUUGGGAUAAUCCACUCUUAUAUUGCGUUCCGGUUGUAGCCAUCAAUUAGUAUCAAUUGUUCUUUAUAAUCUAAUCAUCAGUAACACAGAGUAUGUACACACACAUUAUAAAUGCAGUCGGCCGGCACGUGGCAGAUAGAAAUCGUGGAAAUCCGAUGCAAAAUUACAUAUACCUUUAUUAUCCUCGCCUUUGCCUGUAUCAUCAUUUCGCAAUCGGUGCGCUCCGUCCAUAAUAACAAAAAGAAUAAGAGAAUUACUGAAAAUAAAAUUACCUAUGAACUACACCAUGGUCAGUUUGCAUUUUGAAAUAGAGGGCGCGCCGCGUCGAUUAUCCCUCAUUUGGUUCACGUGGAUAAAAAUUAUUGCAAUGCGCUGGUCGACGUCGACGGGAGUGUGCGUCCUCAAGAUUGCGCUUGUUAACGUGUUAGUUUAGCGUUUUUCCGGAUUAUUGAAUCACUAUGAUGUCAUCAUAUCACUAACCGACGUGUUUACGUUGGGUCCUUUCAACGAAUCGUUUAUAUCUCGACGGAACAUUGAUAGAUUUUGUGUAAACCUGGAAAAAUAAAUCAUGUAAUCACGAUAAAGUAAAAAUAAAACCGCGGAAUUUACAUACCGA